AUGGACUCGCCAUUGACAAGGAUGAAGAACAAAAUUAUAAAAAUGAAGAGAGCUAAAAAGAACUAUGUGCAAGUAUACAUGCAGUUGGUACAAAGUCCUUUUCGAAAAACUUUGAAACAUUCUCGAUCUCGUAAAAGCUUACGAGAGGCUUUUAUUAACAGAUCAAAAGCUUUCAAUCAUCCAUUGGUCACACAAAUGGUAAGAGAAGCUAAAGCUAUGUCAACACUCAAAAAUCAAGUACUGGAGCCAAAGAUAAGCGACUCAAUGCAAGAUGUAGUUUUUCAAACUUUUGGUAGGACUCGCUCGCAGACUAGUAGACACGCAUUACUUCCUGGUUUAAAAUAUAGUGGUCGAGAAGCUGUUUCUGUACAAGAGGCUAUUUUUGAAUGUUCCAGAUAUAACAACCUAACAGCUGACUGUGCCGAAGAUGUCUCCGAUUAUAUAAGUUUAUGUAAACGAGGGCAAAAGAUUGAGAAUUUAUCCAGAAAAUUAAAACACCUCCCAUCUGGAAUUCCAGAAUACCGUACGGGCUUUGAAUUCAAGCCAACUCCCCCUCCGAGUAAAACACCAGAUAUUAACUUUCUACAGGAGAAAGUGGAUGAGGAAUGGCAUUACUAUUUAGCGGAACAGUUGACUUAA
Auanema sp. JU1783 is the source of this 639-nucleotide messenger RNA. The record is from the annotation of a GenBank genome assembly. NCBI's taxonomy places the organism in Eukaryota, Metazoa, Nematoda, Chromadorea, Rhabditida, Rhabditidae.